Protobothrops mucrosquamatus (brown spotted pit viper) is the source of this 771-nucleotide messenger RNA. It is a transcript of the gene ADTRP, whose product is annotated as androgen dependent TFPI regulating protein. The coding region runs from base 1 to 771 and encodes 256 amino acids. NCBI's taxonomy places the organism in Eukaryota, Metazoa, Chordata, Lepidosauria, Squamata, Viperidae. Gene Ontology annotation, cellular component: endomembrane system; membrane. The record is from RefSeq and is a predicted model, not a curated record. The transcript is spliced from 7 exons.
AUGUCCCCCUCUGCCCGCCCCGUCUACUACAGCGUUGUUUUCGCCUGGUAUGUGAUUCUUUUCUACGCCGUCUCCCCCUACGUGGCCAAACUGGAAAAGCCCAUCGCGUCCACAGGUCGCUUCUGCCAGUUCUUUGGCGGUCAGUGGAGAUACCUGAGUUUUCUCAUUGUGGUUUUGCAGGUUAUUUUCUAUGGGAUCUCCUUGCUGACCAGUGCAUUCAUACUAAUGAAGAAACAAAGAAUUGCCACGAUCAUGAUAUCCUUUAAAGACUUGAUCUUUAGUAGCUUGGUUUUUCCAUUUUCCACAUUUGUGAUUGUUUCAUUUUGGAGUAUAUAUCUCUAUGAUAAGGAACUUGUUUUCCCAAAAUUUAUGGAAUCAGUUAUUCCUGAAUGGAUAAAUCAUGGAAUGCACACUUCGGUAUUUCCUUUGGCCCUGAUAGAAAUUGUUGCUGUCCCUCAUCAGUAUUCAUCAGUGGGUAAAAGUCUCAGCAUCUUAGGAAUGACUGCACUGGGCUAUCAACUUUGGGUCCUCUACUAUUUUGCUAAAACAGGCAAAUGGUUAUAUCCUCUCUUCAAGUUUUUAAGUCCACUUGGCAUCAUAGUGUUUGCAGGGAUUGGUCUUGUCACCCUUUUCUUUUACUACAUGUUAGGAAGAUUUCUCAACCGCAUGAUUUGGGAUAUAAUGGGUGGGUUCACAUAUCAUGCUAAACCAAACAAGUGUUUAGUUCUCCAUUCAGCAGCCAUGCUGAGAAGUGAGCAGAGAUCCGGGUAA